AUGGUGCCGGGCGCGCGGGCCUGGUGGUGCCGCCGCUGGCUCUGCCCUACGCCGCCGCGCCGCCCGCUGCCUACGGCCGGCAGUGCGCGCAGGGCCUGGAGGCUGCGGGCGCCGGGGGCUACCAGUGCAGCGUGCGCGCCAGGAGCCUGUACACCGGGGCCGAGCGGCCGGCGCACAUGGGCGUCCCCCACCACCCGCACUGGACGAGGCCCUCUCGGACCACCCGAGCGGACCCACAUCGCCCCUGAGCGCCCUCAACCUCGCCGCCGGCCAGGAGGGCGCGCUCGCCGCCGCCGGCUAUCACCACCAGCAUCACGGCCACCACCACCCGCAGGCGCCGCCGCCCCCGCCGGCUCCCCAGCCCCAGCCGGCACCGCGGCCCAGGCGGCGUCCUGGUAUCUGAACCACAGCGGGGACCUGAACCAGCUCUCCGACCACACGUUCGCAGCCCAGCAGCAGACUUUCCCUAACGUCAGGGAGAUGUUCAACUCCCACCGGCUGGGGAUUGAGAACUCGACGCUCGGCAAACUCCAGACCCGGGAGCAGAGAGAGCGCGCGCACCAGCCUCAGCCCUCCGCGAAGCUGCAGGUGACUUUAAUUCGCCGCCUCGUUUCUGAGAUCCCAAGAGGCCCCAGUACAGGGACGCGGCCCAACGAAAUGAAUAAUGAUUUUUAAAUCCCCCUCCCCUUCCAGGAUGGCUGUGCUCACUGCUCCACUCGGGGUUUCAAAAAUUAUAACUUAUGGACCAAAUCCCGUAGCGACCCAGUAAUGACUCUCUGUAGAGACCCCCAUAGACCUCUGGGGGUCUCUAGAGAUUAUGUAUGAGCUGUGUGUAAUUUUAAAUUUCUCUAACCGUGCUGUACAAAUGUGUGGAUUUGUAAUCAGGCUAUUUUUUUGUUGUUUUUCAGAGCCAUUAAUACAAUAUUUAAAGUUGAGUUCCCUGGAUCAUUUCUCAUCUUGCCCGACCAUUUCUAACUGCCAAAGUGAAAAUUCAAGAAACCCAUGUGGGGUUUCCCCCCGUACAAUUAUGAGAUAUAAUUCUUUUCCCAGUUGUAGGUCUUUUACAAAACAAGAAAAUAAUUUAUUUUUUGUUGUUGGUGGUGGAUAAAGAAGUCAAGUAUCUGAUACUUUUUAUUUACAAAGUGUGAUGGUGUUGUAUAGUAGAUUCCUCCCCCAGCAUUCCUAAAAGAAAAAAAAAAAACCACUAAAAAUUUAACUUGACCUGUGUUUGUCUUAUGUGGUCUUAAUUGUUGUACUUGCCUUAAAAUAAACCCAUAUUGUUUUUCUGCCCCCCACAAAAAAAAGAGUUAUGAAUAUAAACACUUUUUAAUUAUAAAAAUAUUUCCAACAUUGGCAGCAAGAUACGAACUCCACAAAGUGAGAGCGGUGCUUAAUGAGGUGUGCCUGCACUUACUUGGCUGAACAAGCCUUGUGCAAGGCACUGGCCUUUCCCAAGCAGGCACUCUGUACCAGGUUGCCCUGGGAGAUCUCUGGCUGUGACUCAGUAACUUGGCCCUUCCUCGGGUGAUUUGGGCAUCAUGCUUACCGUAAUUCCAGAAGAUGGAGGGCUAGCGUAAGAUUUAUUAAAAACACAUUAGAGAAGCUAGCAGGAAGCUCUUGCUAGUUAUCUAGUACUUAUACUCAUCAAAGGAGUCUUACUAAUCUUCAAUUUAAAAAAAAUUUAAAAAUUAAUUGAUUACUUCUGAUGACAUAGUAAAUGCUUAUAUUAACUUCCUAUCAUUUCAUUGAUUUAUUGAUUUAUUUUGAAUAAAUAUUGGGUAGUAUCUGUCUCUAAUAUAAAAAAGGAGUCUUACGAACUCUAUGCCAACUGUGUGUAUGUGUAUGUGUAUGUGCGUGUGUAAAUAAUUAAUUAAAUUACUUUUGACUGAGACCUGAUGAUUUUGGGUAGUGUAGGGACAGGGGAAGUAAAUAAGGGUGGAAUUUUGAAAAAGUAAAGUCUCCCCAUUCAGAUUAUAACCUCCAUAUUAUGUUUAUCUUUUCUAGAAGGUAGAAGGAAACUAACAUCACUUGAGUACCAGCUAUAUGUCAGGGAAUUUUCUGCCUUGACUCAUUACAUUCUUACGAAAAGUCCUUGGGAUAGAUAUUGUUAUCAUCCCAACAUAAUAAACAAAACAGAAACGGGGACUUAGAGAGAAGACUCGCUUGUACGUAUAACAAAUACGUUUACCAAAAACACACAUAUACCAGGAGAGUUUAUUUCUAUUUUCACCUUAUGUUCAAAAUAAAUGACCAGAGGGGGAGAACAAGCUUGAUCACUUUUAAGAGCAGAGUCAAUUUAUGUCUUCAGAAAGACAAGUGGAAUAUUUAGCAGAGGAUAAUUUUUAGUAUUUUUGGCCAAAGAGCUUGAAUAUAAAUAGGGUCUUCAGAGAAGUGGAGAAAAUAUCUCUAGAACUCAGGAAUAUCAGAAUUGAUAAAUAUGCAGGUAAAUAUAAAAGUGCGGGGGGCUUCCCUGGUGGCUCAGUGGUUGA
This is a messenger RNA of Aethalodelphis obliquidens (Pacific white-sided dolphin), 2489 nucleotides long. Its product is annotated as forkhead box protein C2-like. The transcript is spliced from 3 exons. Lineage: Eukaryota; Metazoa; Chordata; Mammalia; Artiodactyla; Delphinidae. The record is from RefSeq and is a predicted model, not a curated record. Bases 1 to 675 code for a protein of 224 amino acids.